Messenger RNA from Maudiozyma saulgeensis, 675 nucleotides. Lineage: Eukaryota; Fungi; Ascomycota; Saccharomycetes; Saccharomycetales; Saccharomycetaceae. The record is from the annotation of a GenBank genome assembly.
AUGAACUCUUUCAGAUUGUUACUCUUAGGGGCACCUGGUUCAGGAAAAGGUACAAUUACAAAAAAAUUGAAAAAUGUUGUACCAAAUUUACAAUCUAUUGCAUCAGGAGAUUUAUUACGUCGAGAGAUUCAAGAAAAGACUAGUCUAGGACAAAUUGCCUCAAAAUAUAUCUCUCAGGGGAAGCUAAUACCUGAUGAUCUAAUAAUUUCAUUAGUAGCUAACCAUAUAGGUACUUUAUCACACAGUACUGCCACGCCAACAACAUCUUGGUUGUUGGAUGGGUUCCCCAGAACUUUACGACAAGCUAUUGCAUUAGAUAAUAUCUUAAAGCCAAGACAUCAAAACUUAACAAAGGUGAUUGAGUUGAAAGUUCCAGAAUCUGCAAUCCUUGGCAGAAUAGAAACUAGGUAUGUUCAUAUUCCUAGUGGGAGAAUCUAUAAUUUAUCAUAUAAUCCACCAAAGGUUCCAGGGUUUGAUGAUGUCACUGGGGAACCAUUGGUAAAACGUUCUGAUGACAACGAAGAAACAAUUGUUAAAAGAUUGAAGGAUUAUAACAAUAUGGUGAAACCUUUGAGACAAUUUUACAAAGAUGAGGGCAUACUCACCACGGUUCAUGGUGAUACAUCUGACUUUAUCUUUCCUCAAGUAUUGCAAACUCUCGAGGAUCACGUAUGA